Messenger RNA from Aspergillus heteromorphus CBS 117.55, 1548 nucleotides. RefSeq names its product BRcat and Rcat domain-containing protein. The record is from RefSeq and is a predicted model, not a curated record. Bases 250 to 1314 code for a protein of 354 amino acids. Gene Ontology annotation, biological process: positive regulation of proteasomal ubiquitin-dependent protein catabolic process; ubiquitin-dependent protein catabolic process; protein polyubiquitination. Gene Ontology annotation, cellular component: cytoplasm; ubiquitin ligase complex. NCBI's taxonomy places the organism in Eukaryota, Fungi, Ascomycota, Eurotiomycetes, Eurotiales, Aspergillaceae. Gene Ontology annotation, molecular function: ubiquitin conjugating enzyme binding; ubiquitin protein ligase activity. The transcript has 3 exons.
ACAAGAAGACCCUAUUCCAGCCAGUUCCCUCGACUCAGGUAUUAUGUUUAUGUCGCAUACUCGUCGUUACCUGCGCCUUUCCCUCUAGUCCAAGAAAAGCGAUGAUGGCUUCCAGCGUCCCAGAAUUGCCCCAAGCAAUCAAUCUGUGCAAUCUGCUCCCCUCCGUCACUGAACCCUCCCGGAAGCGUAGGUAAUUCGCCCAGUCCACGCCAAAGGCCUGCAGUCACAAAAGCAUUGCCUGAGCUGAAGAUGCCUGCCUUCAAUAUCCGAGCUUUGGCCUCGCGUGCCACCCAGCGACUAGCCGAAAAACGUCCGAGUCCUGAGGUUGGUCGCGGUACUGCGGCUCUGAACGGCGCUUUCACCACAGAACCCGCGCCAGCAGACGUUCUUGAAGUCGGGUCGAUGAGAUCUCAGUCACACAGCGAAGGGCAUGGCCCCAAGCCGAGGAUGAGUCGGUUCUUGGCAAAGAUCCGAGGGAAGUUCACAAAGCACCUUGCUAAGGGGGAAGCAAUGGAUGAGCCUUGUGCGAGCUGCCUCGAUAUCAUGCCUGCUGAGUGUUUGAUAAGCAUGCCUUGUCAGCAUAAGUAUUGCAGCCGGUGCUUGAAGCAAAUGGUGUUUACAGUCAUGCCGGAGGAAAAGCUGUUCCCACCCAGAUGCUGCAAGCAGAGGAUCCCGACCGAGGUCAUUCUUUCCGUAUUGACGCCGAAGGAAAGAGGACUUUGCCUGUCCAAGAUGCAGGAGUAUGCGACGCCCUUUGCGGAACGCUGUUAUUGCCCUGCAGCAGCGUGUGGACGAUUCAUACCCCCGAAGUAUCUGAGCAGCAAGUCCUCAUCGCAGAGCUGUCCGUACUGCAGUACGGCAUUCUGUUCCUCCUGUCGAUGCCCUGGACCCACCACCAAAGGCCACUUCCCGGAGCCUGGAUUGGUGGCGGUCUUUGAGGAUCCGCUCCUUGGGAAAGGGCAAAGGGGGUUCAAAUGUGGUUCCUUGGUGGACCUUCUAUUUAAUUGUGACCAUGUUACGUGUAGAUGCAAGGCGCAGUUCUGCAACAACUGUCACAAUCCUUGGCUAUCUUGCACCUGUGCUAAGCCAGGCCAACGGCCUAUUGAUUUCCUGACCUUCAUUAUUGGCCACAGUGGAGUGAAUCGAGAUCAAGAGGCCGAGCUUGCCGCCGUGGUGGCUGCCAUACUUUGUAACGAAAGGGUGCGGGACGAAGAAAUGGCAAAAACCCAAGGCAUGGAUAAGGCCAGACAUCUGUGCAGAGAUAGGGGUGGUUUGCUGAGGGCGCAGCAGACUCGCACUAGGAAGGCUUCCUAAGACUCUCUUUUCUUUGAAGCAUAUCUCAUCGGAUUAGCGAAUACGAAAUUGCGCGCACUUUCCUUACAUCGAUUGUCUAUGCUCGUUUCCUCUCAUAUGUUCAUAAAUUCACAAGCAAAUUGCAGAUCUGGACAUAUGUCUUGUUCUUUCCCUAAAAUAACAAAGGGUAUACUUUUGUCAAUACCCUGGCGGUUGAGUGUAUACGGCCUGGACCCCGAAACGCCAUAAAAAAGG